UUUAGGCUUGAAAGAGCAAAUGCCAGUCAGCAUGGCCUCUUCCCAUGAGUGAUAAUGUGUGUGUUGGACUCAAGAUCUGGCUGUGAGUUGAUCCAACUGUCUUUAGCCUUUCACGUGGGAAGAAGCUGAAGGAUUUGCUUUGUCAGGUCUCUCCUCCCACUGUCCCCAUGAGUGGCCAGUGGUUGGUGCUCCAAAACAUUCUGGAUAUCUGCCACAAAAUGAGAGGAAAAAAUGUUAAGUUGAAUAAAGCAUAAAGGGGGACUGUUCUUGCCCUUGCUGCAAAUCUUGUGCCACUGAAGAGAAAUCACCAUUCCUUUCUCUGUUCCCUCCUAAGUUAUACAGGGCUGUUGAUGAUGUUUUCUUGAUCCUGAUGUGUUUAACCUAUUUAUGACUGUAAGGUUUUGGAAAAGGAAAAAGUUAAUCAUUAAAGUGUGCUUAGGCAUCCCAGGCUUCCCAGGGAAGUGGUCACGGCAUCAAACUUUAGAUACCACACUCGGACAUAGGGUUUGGAUUUCAGGAGCUUUUGUGUGGAGACAGGAGUUGAACUCAGUGAUCCUUGUAGGUCCCUUCCAAUUUGGAAUAGUUUAUGAUUCCAUGAUUCUACACAAUGGAUCCAGUGGAACUUUAUCUUUCAUCCUGGACAAAAUCUGCCAGGGAAUUGGUGUUUUGAAGACACUUACAGCUUCCAAUCCUCAUUCCCUUGGGAAUACAAACAUUUCUAAAUAUGUCACCAGCCAUGUGGAAGUGGACUUGCCUGGUUUCUCACCUCCUGUUAUCUGCCACAGUGUCACCUCUUGGGAGACAGCAGCCUCCCCACCCAAAGAGGCCCUUCAUCACCUUCACUGGAGACCAAACGGAGGGGAACUUCAACCAUUUAGUGGUUGAUGAAAGGACUGGGCACAUUUACCUGGGAGCUGUCAACAGGAUCUAUAAACUUUCCAGUGACCUGAAGGUCCUGGUGACCCACCAGACUGGUCCUGAUGAUGAUAAUCCCAAAUGCUAUCCUCCCAGGAUAGUCCAAACCUGCAACGAACCCUUGACACCCACUAACAACAUCAACAAAAUGCUCCUCAUAGACUACAAGGAGAAUCGAUUGAUAGCCUGUGGGAGUCUUUACCAGGGCAUCUGUAAGCUUUUGAGGCUGGAUGACCUCUUCAAGCUGGGAGAACCCUUCCACAAGAAGGAGCAUUACCUCUCCGGCGUGAAUGAGAGUGGCUCUGUUUUUGGAGUCAUUGUUUCUUACAGCAACAUGGAUGACAAGUUGUUCAUUGCCACUGCUGUGGAUGGCAAACCUGAGUAUUUCCCCACUAUCUCUAGCAGAAAGCUUACUAAGAACUCUGAGGCAGAUGGGAUGUUUGCGUACGUUUUCCAUGAUGAGUUUGUGGCAUCUAUGAUCAAAAUCCCCUCAGACACCUUCACCAUCAUCCCUGAUUUUGAUAUCUACUACAUCUACGGCUUCAGCAGCGGUAACUUUGUUUAUUUCCUAACUUUGCAGCCUGAGAUGAUCUCACCACCUGGUUCCACCACAAAAGAACAAGUUUAUACCUCUAAGUUGGUCCGGUUGUGCAAAGAGGACACAGCUUUCAACUCCUAUGUUGAGGUGCCCAUUGGCUGUGAGAAGAACGGGGUGGAAUAUCGGUUGCUCCAGGCAGCCUAUUUGUCCAAGGCUGGAGCCAUUUUAGCAAGGUCUUUGGGUGUUGGCCCUGAGGAUGAUAUCCUCUUCACAGUCUUCUCUAAGGGGCAGAAAAGGAAGAUGAAGUCCUUGGAUGAAUCUGCUCUUUGCAUCUUUGUCCUGAAAGAAAUCAACGAUCGCAUCAAAGACAGGCUGCAGUCCUGCUACAGGGGAGAGGGGACAUUAGAUCUGGCCUGGCUCAAAGUCAAAGACAUUCCCUGUAGCAGUGCGCUGUUAACAAUUGAUGACAACUUCUGUGGCCUGGAUAUGAAUGCCCCCUUGGGAGUAUCAUCUAUGGUGCGAGGGCUCCCUAUUUACACUGAAGAUGGAGACAGAAUGACAUCUGUGAUCGCUUAUGUCUACAAGAACCACUCCCUAGCUUUUGUGGGAACCAAGAGUGGAAAGCUCAAGAAGAUCCGUGUGGAUGGCACCACCAAGAACACGCUGGAGUAUGAGAUAGUGCAGGUGGUGGACACUGGCCCCAUCUUAAGGGACAUGGCCUUCUCAAUGGAUCAUGAACACCUCUACAUCAUGUCUGAGAAGCAGCUCACCCGGGUGCCCGUGGAGUCCUGCAGUCAAUACGAGACCUGCAGCGAGUGCUUGGGCUCAGGAGACCCUCACUGUGGGUGGUGUGUGCUUCACAACACGUGCACAAGGAAGGAGCGGUGUGAGCGCUCCAGCGAGCCUCGGAGAUUCGCCUCGGAGAUGAAGCAGUGUGUCCGGCUGACUGUGCACCCCAACAACAUCUCUGUCUCCCAGUACAAUGUAUUGCUGGUCUUGGAGACCUACAAUGUCCCUGAGCUGUCAGCAGGAGUCAACUGCACCUUUGAGGACCUGUCAGAGAUGGAUGGUUUGGUAGUGGGAAGUCAGAUCCAGUGCAUCUCACCAGCUGCCAAAGAGGUACCACAGAUCAUCACAGAGAAUGGAGACCAUCACAUAGUCCAACUCCAGCUCAAGUCCAAGGAAACGGGUAUGACCUUUGCCAGCACCAGCUUCGUCUUCUACAACUGCAGUGUCCACAAUUCGUGUCUGUCAUGUGUGGAGAGCCCUUACCGGUGCCACUGGUGCAAGUACCGCCACGUCUGCACUCACGAUCCCAGCACCUGCUCCUUCCAGGAGGGACGAGUCAAGCUGCCUGAGGACUGCCCACAGCUGCUGCAGGCCGAGAAGAUCCUGGUGCCAGUGGAAGUGAUCAAACCGAUCACGCUGAAAGCCAAAAACCUGCCCCAGCCACAGUCUGGCCAGCGAGGCUACGAAUGCAUCUUGAACAUCCAGGGCAAUGAGCAGCGGGUGCCCGCCUUGAGGUUCAACAGCUCCAGCGUGCAGUGCCAGAACACUUCGUAUUCGUACGAAGGAAUGGAGAUUAACAGCCUGCCGGUGGAGCUGACCGUUGUAUGGAACGGGAAUUUCAACAUUGACAACCCAGCACAGAACAAAGUUCAUCUGUACAAGUGUGGAGCCAUGCGGGACAGCUGUGGCCUGUGCCUGAAAGCCGACCCGGACUUCGAGUGUGGCUGGUGUGAGGGGCAGAACCAGUGCACGCUGAAGCAGCACUGCCCAGCCCAGGACAGCCAGUGGCUGGAGUUGUCCAGCACCAAAGGCAAAUGUACCAACCCCAAGAUCACAGAUAUCAACCCAGUGACAGGCCCUCGUGAAGGAGGGACUAAAGUUACCAUCCGUGGGGAGAACCUGGGGCUGGAAUUCAGAGACAUUGCAUCUCAUGUUAAAGUGGCUGGAGUGGAGUGCAAACCACUGGUGGAAGGGUACAUCCCAGCAGAGCAGAUAGUAUGUGAGAUGGGGGAGGCCAAGCCCAGCCAGCAUGCUGGAUUUGUGGAGAUCUGUGUGGCUGAGUGCAAACCAGAGUUCAUGGCCAGGUCUUCACAGCUCUACUAUUUUAUGACUCUGACACUCUCUGAUCUCAAGCCGAAGCGGGGACCUGUAUCGGGUGGCACUCAGGUGACAAUUACGGGUAAUAACCUCAACGCAGGCAGCAACGUCAUUGUGACCUUUGGGCGACAACCUUGCCUCUUCUACAGGAGAUCCACCAAGCACAUUGUCUGUAACACCACAGCCUCAGAUGAAGGCUUUGAGAAAGUAAAGGUGUCUGUGAGAGUGGACAAGGCCAAAAUACAUCAGGAGCUGCAGUAUGAAUAUGUGGAGGAUCCAACCAUCCUGAGGAUUGAGCCUGAGUGGAGCAUCUUCAGUGGCAACACACCCAUUGCAGUGUGGGGAACUCACCUAGACCUGAUCCAGAACCCUCAGAUCCGGGCAAAGCAUGGUGGAAAGGAACAUGUCAAUAACUGUGAGGUGCAGAACAGCACAGAGAUGACCUGCCAGGCUCCUGCGCUGGCUGUUGACCCCAAUCACCAGUCUGAGCUAGCUGAGCGUCCAGAGGAGUUUGGCUUCAUUCUCGACAAUGUGCAAUCCUUGCUGAUCCUCAACAAAACCAAUUUCACCUACUAUCCAAACCCUAUCUUUGAGGUUUUCAAUCCCUCAGGGAUCUUGGAGUUGAAGCCAGGAAGUCCAAUCAUACUGAAGGGCAAGAACCUGAUCCCACCAGUGGCAGGAGGGAAUGCCAAGCUGAACUACACGGUUCUGGUUGGUGAGAAGCCCUGUGUGGUGACUGUAUCAGAUGUGCAACUAUUGUGCGAGUCCCCAAACCUCAUUGGGAGGCACAAGGUGAUGGCUCGUGUAGGAGGGAUGGAAUUCUCCCCAGGGAUGGUCUACAUCUCUCCAGACAGCCCUCUCAGCUUGCCAGCUAUUGUCAGCAUUGCAGUGGCAGGUGGCCUGCUCAUCAUCUUCAUCGUGGCCGUGCUGAUUGCCUACAAGCGCAAGUCCCGAGAGAGUGACUUGACCCUCAAACGCCUGCAGAUGCAGAUGGAUAACCUGGAGUCCAGGGUGGCACUUGAGUGCAAAGAAGCUUUUGCAGAGCUGCAGACGGAUAUUCAUGAGCUGACAAGUGACCUGGAUGGAGCAGGGAUCCCUUUCCUCGAUUACCGAACCUACACCAUGAGGGUGCUUUUCCCUGGCAUUGAAGAUCACCCAGUCCUGAGAGAUCUGGAGGUCCCUGGCUAUAGGCAAGAACGGGUAGAGAAAGGCCUCAAGCUCUUUGCACAGCUCAUCAACAACAAGGUUUUCCUGCUAUCCUUCAUCCGCACACUGGAGUCCCAGCGCAGCUUCUCCAUGCGCGAUCGUGGCAACGUGGCCUCACUGAUCAUGACAGUGUUACAGAGCAAGCUGGAGUAUGCUACUGAUGUCCUCAAGCAGCUGUUGGCUGACCUCAUAGACAAAAAUCUGGAGAGCAAGAACCACCCCAAACUGCUGCUCCGAAGGACAGAGUCUGUAGCUGAGAAAAUGCUCACCAAUUGGUUCACCUUUCUUCUGUACAAGUUUCUCAAGGAGUGUGCUGGUGAACCUCUGUUCUCCCUCUUCUGUGCCAUCAAGCAGCAGAUGGAAAAGGGUCCCAUUGACUCAAUCACUGGGGAGGCCCGGUACUCACUGAGUGAGGACAAGCUUAUCCGACAGCAGAUUGAUUACAAAACACUGGUCCUGAGCUGUGUGAACCCUGACAACGUGAACAGCUCCGAGAUCCCUGUGAAGAUCCUGAACUGUGACACCAUCACACAAGUCAAGGAGAAGAUCCUCGAUGCCAUCUUCAAGAACGUGCCCUGUUCCCACCGGCCCAAAGCUGCUGAUAUGGACCUGGAGUGGCGGCAGGCAAGUGGAGCAAGGAUGAUCCUCCAGGAUGAAGACAUCACAACCAAGAUAGAGAAUGACUGGAAGAGACUCAACACGCUGGCACACUAUCAGGUGCCAGAUGGAUCUGUGGUAGCUUUAGUCUCCAAGCAAGUCACUGCCUACAAUGCAGUCAACAACUCCACAGUCUCCCGAACCUCAGCCAGUAAAUAUGAAAACAUGAUCCGUUACACAGGCAGCCCAGACAGCCUCCGCUCCCGCACACCCAUGAUCACUCCUGACCUUGAGAGUGGAGUCAAGAUGUGGCACUUGGUGAAGAAUCACGAACAUGGUGACCAAAAAGAGGGUGACCGGGGCAGCAAGAUGGUUUCUGAGAUCUACCUGACAAGGCUACUCGCCACCAAGGGAACUCUCCAGAAAUUUGUAGAUGACCUCUUUGAGACCAUCUUCAGCACAGCUCAUCGUGGCAGUGCACUUCCCCUGGCUAUCAAAUAUAUGUUUGACUUCCUGGAUGAACAAGCUGACAAGCACAACAUCCACGACCCCCAUGUGCGGCAUACUUGGAAGAGCAAUUGCCUGCCAUUACGGUUCUGGGUUAACAUGAUCAAGAACCCACAGUUUGUCUUCGACAUUCACAAGAAUAGCAUCACAGAUGCCUGCCUCUCUGUAGUGGCUCAGACAUUCAUGGACUCCUGUUCAACCUCAGAGCAUCGUCUGGGCAAAGACUCACCCUCCAAUAAGCUUCUGUAUGCCAAGGACAUCCCCAGCUACAAGAACUGGGUGGAAAGGUACUAUUCGGACAUUGCCAAAAUGCCAGCAAUCAGUGACCAGGACAUGAAUGCAUACUUGGCUGAGCAGUCUCGCAUGCAUAUGAAUGAGUUCAACACUAUGAGUGCACUCUCGGAAAUAUACUCCUACGUUGGCAAGUACAGUGAGGAGAUUCUCGGAGCCCUUGAUCAAGAUGACCAAGCUGGGAAACAGAAACUUGCCUACAAACUUGAACAAGUCAUAACCCUCAUGAGCAUAGACAGCUGAGAACUGUCCUGCCAGGGACACCCUGGGAGGGAUAAACCAAGUCGUGCCUCACUCAAGAUCAUCAUCUUUACCAAGUGCAAGUUUUGAUUGGCUGUAAGCAGAGUCACCUGAACAGCACUCCUCUCUCUCUCUCAUUUCUUUCUCUUUCAAAAUCUGUGGACAAAGUGAGAAAUCCCCAGGGGUUACAAGAAAAGAUUGCAGAGGAAUCUUAGCUCUGGGGAUAUCAAGACAUUUAGGUGAAGCUCUCAUUUUCACAGCUUCCCCUCUGCCUUUAUUCUACAAGAGAAAAAAAAAGAACAAUUCCACAGAAACAAAGCAAGACAAAACAAAACCCUCCCCCAGCAUCGCAUCAUCACUCUGCAGAUGGGAAAUCGAGAGGUCACCUCUGUCAUGCUGCUUUAACUGCCCUCCUGGGGAUGUAGCCUCCGGAGUGGACAUAGAAAUGAACUCAGUAUUACUAAAUGUCUCCCCAACGGGAAGGCAGCUUGCCUGCAGGGAUCCUGAAGGGUAGGAGGAAAUCAAGAUCCUCUCCUGCAGAGCCAUUGCAACUCUAUCUCUUGAUAGGGACCCACUGGGAGAGGAACACCAAGGCUCCCUGCAAAAUGCCACAGCUCCGCCAGAGUGGGAACACUGUGGCUCUUAUCUGCCUGGGCAAACAGCGGUGUAGUUGCUCUCUUGGGGCAGUAGAAGGGUCAAGAAGGGAGGAUGGAGACUAACAGUCUCCUGCCCGUGUGAUUCAUAUGGUUAUUCUUAUUUUUCAAAGAGACCUGUGUUCCCCUCCGUCUUUCCCAUUGUGUCCUGUUGGUCGUAGCACUGCUGCAAAAAUGCUCUCUCUUCUCAGUGGCAUCCCGUUGGUGGUGUUUCUGUUCCUUCUGGCAAUGGACAGCACAGCAUCUCCUUUGCCCCACCUCAGCUUGGAAAGCAGGAAUCACAAGUCUCGCUUUGUUCCAGACAAGGAGCGUGGCCUCAAAAAAACCAACCAGAGGGUUUUUUUUUUAAAGCUGUUUGUUCUUUUCAUUUUUAUUUCCACAACUGAAACAAAGCUAUUGUUGUUUUUUUUUUGGUGGAAUAUAAGAAGGAUAUUAAAGGGCUUGCUGUGAAGCAAGGUAGUGCAUAGGACUGAUGGUAGAAGCCUUCCUUCAAAGCCACUCUGAAGAGGAAAUAUCAUCAUAUACUUUGGAAGGAAAUCUUGGAAGAAGCCCAAACGAAACACUGCAAAAUUUUCUUCCAUCUAGAUACUCCAAGUCAGACUGCAUGUUUUCUGGAGAUGCGCAAACUAUUGUAAGCUCAUUUGCCUUUUGGUGCCAACUCCUGGCCCUUGCUCUUUCACAUUCUGGAACCAGCAGUCCUUGUUGAAGGCACAGUUGCUGACUGUGACGUGUUUGCUCUCUCUUUGCACUUCCUAUCCUUUCAGAGAUCAUUGUCAUCACAGGACAAGGAUGGGUGAUCACCUUGUUCUUUCCUCUGUUCGGCUCCUCCAGAAGAUCUACAUCUCAAUCUAUUUCAAUGCCAACCAAAUAGGAAUGAGCUCCUGCAUCCCUUCUGCAUUUGGCCAGUUUCUCCUGCAGCUGCUGGCCUGUUUAACGCUGUGGUUCAUUGCAGUGGAAGAACCAUUGCUGCAGAGCCUUGAGGGAACUGGAAAACCUUGGAUCUGGUAUACCACAGAGGCAGAAGCCAGGUCUGUGUUGAUCUCGCCUGAAUGGUGCUCAAUAACAAGUGGAGGAUUGGCAUCGUGUAAUGAAGAAUCAGUCCUCAUCCAUCUUUCACCAUCCUCCAAGCUACAGCCUUGGUUUACUUUGCAUCUGGGUAGAUGAAGGGGUAAAGACAGGGUGUGUAAAUUGAUUAUGGAAUAAGUGUAUUUGGUUUUGUUCAUGCUUCUUGCUAGCAAGCCUGAACCUCUUCAGAGCAAUGGCUCAUAAGUGUGUGUGAAGGAGUAAGUGGUGCAGGCAGGGGUCAGAUAGCAAGCAGAUUCCAUUCAACCAAACAUACACAUGUAAGAAAGUGUUUCUCAAACCAUUUAAAGAACAGCAGUCCAAAACUGGGUGCAUGUAUGGGGGGAGAAUAUCACAAGAUUCAUACUGAAACAGCAAACUUAGGGACACGUCUUGGUUUUAAAACCCCAGACAUUUAUUAUAAUUAUUAUUAUUUUGUGUGUGUGCGUGUGUGUAUCUGUGUGCGUGUGUGCGUUAUUUCCUUUUUAAUUUUGCUUGCUUUCUGUUUGAUCGCUGAGCUGAUGGACUCAUCAUGCACCUUAUGGACAUCUCAGCAUUUUUAAGAGGCCUGCGCAAUGGGGAUGAUUUGGUUUGGUUGGCUCUGCCAUGGUUUUGUUGAUCCAUUUUGUAAUGCUGGGGCAUGUUCCAGAUCCAUUGAUUAUGGCUGUGAAAGUGGGGGUAGAUGUCCCACCAGAGCCAGCAGUAAGAAAACUGCAACAACAACACAAACACAAUAUUUUUUAUAAGUACAUAAAAAGGAAAAUUAAAAAAAAAAAUAAAAAAAAUAAAAAAAAAAAA
Lagopus muta (rock ptarmigan) is the source of this 8913-nucleotide messenger RNA. RefSeq names its product plexin A4 (gene PLXNA4). Bases 725 to 6403 code for a protein of 1892 amino acids. The transcript has 32 exons. Gene Ontology annotation, biological process: regulation of GTPase activity; regulation of cell migration; regulation of cell shape. NCBI's taxonomy places the organism in Eukaryota, Metazoa, Chordata, Aves, Galliformes, Phasianidae. Gene Ontology annotation, cellular component: semaphorin receptor complex. The record is from RefSeq and is a predicted model, not a curated record. Gene Ontology annotation, molecular function: semaphorin receptor activity; protein binding.